GAGAAUUCCCACUUUGAAAUGAAAUUUUACAAAGUGAAUAGGAAUCCAAAAGAAGGCGUGGUGGGAUACCGUCAGUUUGAGAGCAAGGGAAAGAAAUGCGUAAUAUUUUACAUCUUCUCUUCUGGCAGUAGAUUGGAGAACAAUGCUCGAUACAGAAUUCUUUGGUGCCGGCAGCUUGUUAAAGACCUGAGCAAGUUGUGUGUCUUUGCUCCAGAAGGGGAGACCAUCAAGGAUGCCUUAUGCAAAGAUGGCCGGUUUCAUUCUUGCCUGGAGGAAAAAGAGUGGAAGUUGGUGGAGUACGGAUAGUGCAGAACUAGCUAUCACUGUGUUGAUAAUCUAGCUAACAGGUCAUUUGAGGUGGUGGUUAAAACUAAGCAACCUUUCAAGGCCAGGGAUUGUUCAAGGAAUGACCAAUCCUGCAUGGCCUCCGAGGAGGGGCAGGGGAAGACUUACCAUUACUUUAAACAUAUUAUCCUGGACCUGUAUCCUGACUUGAAGAAACAAAGUACAGUCAUUGACGAGCUCUUUGCAAAAGCCUUUGCAAAAGCCUGGGAGGAAGGGAAAUCGAAACGUGCUGUGUUCAAACUGUACAGGGAGAACUUUGGGAAGGAGACUAAGAACUCCAUUCUUAUUAAGGUGCACAAACGCCUUGGUGUUCUCAGUGACUCUGUGGGGUUUAUAGAGUGGGCCAAUAAUGGAAAUAAUGGCUCUGCCACUUGUUUUAUCUUGCAUGAUAAGUACAUACUCACCUGUCAUCAUGUGGUAGGGCAUAUUGUUGGUAAAGGAGUGGAGGAGAAGGACUGGGCGUCGAUAAUCAGUCGCUCUGCCCGUGUGACUUUCUCUUAUGAAGAUAAAUACCCAAAGGAAAACAGCUGGUUUUCGCUAGCUCCUUGGUUUGAAAUAUCUGACAAGAAUCUUGAUUUUGCUGUCCUGAAACUGGAAGGAGAUAGAAGCUCAUUACCAGCAGGCCUAGUGCGAUUUUCUCAACCAUUGCCAUUUAAUGGUCUAAUCUAUAUAAUUGGCCACCCGGAUGGGCAAGCGAAAUCUGCAGAUGGCUGUACUGUGGUCCCUGUAUUUGAGCGGAAACGGGAGUGCCAUUGUCGUAUCCAGCGUGGUCAGAAGGUGUGCAACAGUGUCAGUUGUGGCUCAGAGGACAGGCAGUGCAUUCACAUGUUCACCUAAAGAAGUUUCCAGGAGGUGAUCAACAAUCCCAAUGUAGUCACCUAUGACACCAGCUUCUUCUUCGGGUCUUCUGGCUCACCGGUGUUCAAUGCAGAUGGCCAGCUGGUGGCCAUGCACACCGCUGGUUAUAAAUAUGAAAAGAAUAAGCAGCUGCACAGUAUUGUUGAGUUUGGCUUUUCCAUGGUGGCCAUCCUUGCAGCAAUUAAAAAGAAGUAUAAAGCCUGGUAUGAGUUUGAGCUCCCCUCCCUUGGGGAAGAUGCUAGGUCUUGUCCUGGUGAGCAUGAGGAUUUCACCAGUGCUUACACCAAUGACAUAGAAAUGGAGAACUUGGAAUAAAAUCUCCAACUUUGAGAGCCUCCCGAACGCACUCAGUGCAUUUCACCCUUCAUGUUGAUCUCCAUGCUUUGAAGUCGCCAUUAUUCCUGACAUGAACUUUCUUUGGUUGAUGAUUUCCUAUCAACUGCAAUCUAGUUAUAUCCCUGUCUGCUUUCAUUAUUUUUAUUGAAAUGCCUAGUGACAAACCUUGAAAUAACUUUUUAUUUUUAAUGAAAGGUGGUUAGUGUGAUGGGGUCAGUACCUUGAGUGUGGGAUUCUUUCAUAAGAAAUGCAUAAUCUUUGGACUUAGAAAGGCUGAGCUAGAGGAAGGAGUGGUUUUACAAAUAUCAACCAUUAUUAAAAUAUAAUGAUAAUAAAUAUAAAGACAAAUUAUAUAAAUAUGUAAUACAUACAAAUAUUCUG
Molecule: messenger RNA, 1920 nt
Organism: Chelonoidis abingdonii (Abingdon island giant tortoise)
Lineage: Eukaryota; Metazoa; Chordata; Testudines; Testudinidae
Source: RefSeq, a predicted model, not a curated record